CGAGCUACCAUUUCCACAUCAUAGAAUGCCCCUCAUGCUUCGUACUCAUCGCUCCGCCUACUCGGCAUGGCUUCUCGUCGCCUUCUGCGCCAUACUCGGCCUCGCCCUCCUCCCACGAGCUGCAGCUUUUGGAGCGGGCAAUAUCCCCAGCUAUUCACACCAGGAGGGAAAAGCUUUCCGCCAUGGAGAUCUCGCAGACACUCUCUCUGCUCUCCUCAAAAAAUCGGGAGGAGGUCUGUUCAGCGGUAAGAGCAAAUGGGGAGGGCUCGACAUCAAGAGGGUCUACUUCGGCAACUGGCUGAGAGAUUACAGUCAAGCGAUGGACGUGGCUGGCUUAGAGAAGCUUUCCAAACAAACCAUUCUCUCGAUCGUGAUGGUGCUCAGCUUCUUGGCACACGGCUAUGCAACGGGCGAAUUUGAAGUGACGGAGGAACGUCUUGGAGUCUAUCUUCCCACCGAACAUCUAGACAACCCCAAAGGCUACCCUUCGAAUGCCAAGCAGUUCGAUCAUCGUUUGAGGGGCCCCGUCGACCCUCAGGAGCUUGAGAUCGAUCCCAGAAGCGGCAUGAAGAACUAUCUCGCCAAUGAGAGCGGAGGUUGGGCGACAAGCUCGAGGCUUAUCCGUGAGACGGUGUCACAGGUCGUUCAACUCGGGAGAGAAGCUCGAAAGACGGGCAGGAAAGAGACCCUUCACGAUGCCUACCGCCAUUUGGGGAAGGCCAUGCAUUGCCUCGAAGAUUUCCCUGCUCAUUCCAAUUUCUGUGAGCUAGCGCUGCUCAAGCUCGGCCAUCGUCAAGUCUUUUGUCAUGUGGGAGACAAUGUCCGGGUACGGAGUCCUUCUGGAGAGAUGGUCCCUUGCUUAGUCACGGGCAGUUUCGGAGGAAUGGACUUCGUAGCCUCAAUGCUGGGUGAGACCUCCGAUCAUCUUUCCUCCGCUUCUGUCUCCGACCUUUCCAAGACCAUUGACGAUGCCAAGCAGAAGCAGAAUCAGGGCGGAGCGCUCAACUCAUUGAUGAGCGUCUUGGGCAAGCUGCCCACCUCAGUAGGCGGCGACGUCACUCGCGAUGCUGAGGUGCUCAGCAGGGGCCCUGCCGCAGAUCCAGGCACAAUGUCUCCUCAAGAGAUCUAUUCGGGUCUCUUCAAAAUUUUCACCUUCCAUGACAAGGUCAUGAUGGGCGUCGAGAGCACCAUUGAGAAAAUUCCUGGUCUGGAGAACCUUCUAGAGACCAUUGGCAACUCUCUUUCGACCUUUACAAUGACUUUGAUAGAGCCUUUCGUCAAGCCGCUGAUCUCAUCGGCAUUGAAUGGUCUACAGGCUACCUCGGGCGCGGUCGUAUCCGGUGUGGAUCAGUACGAAGUCUUCAAUGACCCUUCGGCAUCAGAUCCUACCCAUACACAGCUUGCGAAGGAUCACUUCAACCUCAUCUUGAACGAAGUAGCCGGUAAUGUGGCUAUCAUCAUCGAUCGUCAUGUUGUGAACACUAUCGUAGCAAGCUGGGACGACAAUCGCGAUCCCCAGCAAGUGGCUGAUGAAUGUCUGGCACCAAUGUUCCACCCCUUCUGGCAACAUCCUCGCAGCACGGUCCAAGCCGAGAUGCUGGACUACGUAGCUGCCUGGGCUAGGAAUCACACAUCUGACAUUCAGCGUCUGAGCAAGGAGCACUGCAGGGCUCACACUAACACAAGAUCUGGGAAAGCAGAGACUCACUCAGGUUGCGGUGGAGGGAGUGUGACCGGUGCAGCGCAGCAGGACGUGGGCUUCGGUCCAGCCAUGGCGAGCUGGGUCGGUGGCAAAGUUGGUCUGCCAACAGCGGGCAGCACCAACAGUACACCUUACGGCUCAUUGAUUGGACGCGAUACACAGACUGAAGGCCUCGCAGAGAGUCGCACAGCAGCUCAAUCACUUGGCACGCCUGGCACGCCUUACAUCGACUCUGGUAGGAGCCACGACACUGCUCCUCUCGAAAGCGAGAGCACGCACCACGGACAGGAGUACGGCGCCCCUCAUCAGGCCGUUCCAGGGUAUGAUCGCGCUCAAGGGCACUCCCGGCCACAACGACAGGAUCACGGCCACCCUCAGGAGCAUUCUGCGCACCACCAGCAGGGCCAUGACUAUGACCGAGAGCACUCCAGGCCUCACCAACAACAUGGUCGACCUCACCAUGAUGAGCCACGUCGAUAUGAUGGGGCUGAGACUUCGCAAGGGUGGGGUGCAGCGCCUCAAAGUGAAGGUUAUGGCCAAGCACCUCCUUAUCAUCCAGGCGGACCUUCAUAUGGAGCAGGUCAGGCAGGACGCUACGAUGGGCAACAAGGAGGCACGUACGGGGCGGAACGCCCCUUCGAGCCUUACCCUGGCGGCUCACAGGGGCCAUGGGCCGGAGGUUUCCCUGGAGAUCGUCCUCCUCCUCCGCCGUUUUUGAUGAGCGAGCAAGGCGGGUAUGGUGGCCCACCGUCAGGCCAGGGAUAUAAUCCAGGAGAUCAACCGUUUCCAGGUCAGCAGCAGCCUUACGGUAGAUACUGACAGGGAGAGGAAGAGUACCAAGGCGGAGACAGAUUCUUGAAGAUUUCCGAGUGUGCGCACGAGGCUUGUAUCAUUUCAGUCUAGAGGUAUCCUACAUGUCAUUAGCAAGGUGGCAGCUCCGCUCCUGUGUUCAGCUUUCAGACAAUAAUGACAU
Microstroma glucosiphilum is the source of this 2675-nucleotide messenger RNA. RefSeq names its product Het-C-domain-containing protein. The record is from RefSeq and is a predicted model, not a curated record. NCBI's taxonomy places the organism in Eukaryota, Fungi, Basidiomycota, Exobasidiomycetes, Microstromatales, Microstromataceae. The coding region runs from base 26 to 2521 and encodes 831 amino acids. The transcript is spliced from 4 exons.